This is a messenger RNA of Scomber japonicus (chub mackerel), 2940 nucleotides long. RefSeq names its product PWWP domain-containing DNA repair factor 3B-like. The transcript is spliced from 14 exons. NCBI's taxonomy places the organism in Eukaryota, Metazoa, Chordata, Actinopteri, Scombriformes, Scombridae. Bases 462 to 2186 code for a protein of 574 amino acids. The record is from RefSeq and is a predicted model, not a curated record.
UCCUACCAGGGAUAGUACUUUGGCAUGAUAACUAUUUGUUCCUUCAUGGUUAUCAGGAAUUGUGUGUACGGCCUGUUAGUUUCAUUAUAUUAAUAACAAAUGUUUGGUAGUUUAUCGCAGAUGCGAGACACCUUCGUUUAGCAGUUGCUCAUGUGUGCAGGCCCGACGAUGGCCGAAAUCUUUACUGACGCUGGACGCUAACUAUCUCAGCGAAAGGUUGAAUUCAAGCUUUUUACGGUCGGUAGGUGACUAGUUUCUUCGGGUUACUGUUUAACUGUACCUGUGGUACAACUUCCAAUCACGUUUAUGGUCUGGUGUCCUAUUUUCUAGAGGCUGUGAUCCAGUCUUUAACCUGCCUGUCGCUGGGGACCCGCUGAUGAACGAAAUCAGCCCCGAUUUAUUAAUGUCUGAUCGUGAUAAUCCAGUAUACCUCUGAUCCACUCAACUCAACUCUUACGACAAUGAAAGGGGGACCUCGGAAAACCAGAAAAAGGGCACCAAAAAAUACCUCGGCAGACAAAGUUAACUCAGAAACAGUUUCAUCUCAAGCAACAGAGGAAUCAAGUACUCUUCCAGGCUGUGAUUUUGCCAUUGACAGCCUGGCCACUCCAUGUCCCUUACAAAAUACUCCAAAAAGAAGCAGGAGACAGACAAAACAGAUACAAGAAGCCUUCCAGACCUCCACACCAGUUCGCAGCUCAUCCACCGACAACCUGUCCAACACCCCCACAUCACCUUCAAGGACAGAGCAAGUAGAGCCAGAGCACACUAAGCUCAUCACAGACUUAAAGACAUCAGAAGGAGAUUCGCCAUGCAGCCAGUCAAACUCUCAGAGCAGAUGUAAGAAGGGUCAGGCUGUCCAGCCAAGACCAGCUAGAAAAACUGCGACAAAGAGAAAAACGCAGACCUGCAGUAAAAGCAAUGGUGCUCCAGCCAAGUGCCGGCCUGUCAAGAAACAGAAAAUGGAGACAGGGAAUUUAGAAACCGACACUACUAAUGAGUCAUCAGAACGUCCUAGACCGAGAUUCGAGCUGGGGAAGCCUGAUGACAUGGAUGAGUCUUCAGAACUAUCCAUAGAACUCAGUAACGACGAAGACCAGCCACCGCCGUUGUUGUCGUCAUACCAGGAGGAUGAGGACAGCGAUGAAGAGGAGGGAGAGUUACCGAGUUUUCUGAUGCAGGUGGACAAAAAGCCUCCAUCCAUUCGCGAGGGAGUGUUUGUAUGGUACAAAUUUAGGAAUUAUCCCUUCUGGCCUGCGCUGGUUAAGAGUGUUAAUCGAAAGCUGAAAAAAGCCAGCAUCAUGUUCAUUGAUUACCCAAUGAUCCACCAAAAAAAGGGGUUUACUGUGGCUCUGAAAACCCUGAAGCCUUUUGACUGUGAAGGAGCUAAUGAGCUGGUGUCUAAAGCUAAAGAAAACUUUGAUGCUGCAAUCAAUUGGUCCCUGGAGCUGAUAAAAGACUAUAGUAUACGGAUUGCAUGUGGCUCAUUUUCUGGCUCUUUCCUCGAGUACUUUGCUCAUGACAUGAGCUACCCAGUGAGGAGGAAGUACCCUCAGGCAGCCUCGGAAAGGCUAACCAUCGCCAGUGACGCGAUGAUGGAGGAGCCGUGCGAUGAUCAUAAAGAGGACAGCUUUAAUGAACAGCAGGAGGAGGUCAGCAAAACAUCGAAGAGACUGCUGCCAGACCGGACCCAUGCUGCCCACAACCGUGCUAAUGAGAAGCUUGUACAUUUCAUCGUCAAGCAGCGCAUGGUGGAGGGACGCCUUCUGGCUGUGAUCAGUGGGCAGCAGCAAUCCAGAUGGCUUCGCUCCUUCCAGAGUGCUAAUCGGAGACGGGUGGUAAACAAACGGGUGGUGAAUAUAUACCUAGAAGAUGACGAGCAGUUGGACCAAGUCUAUUGGUACCUAAAUGAGCUCUACACAUCGGCUGUGACCUCUCCCUGCCUGGCUGAGGUGAAAUCUAUGGAGCGUGUCCCUUUUGUCCUGGAUGUGCUUCUUCCUGAGGCCAUCAUCUAUGCCAUAGCUGGAGUGGACAAUGUCUCAGUAAAAAAGGCAGAGGAAAAGUACCUAAGAGGACGAUGUAUAAGUAACAGAGAAAGACAAGAGUUUGACUUGAUGAUUGAACGGCAGAUGAAGAAAAAGUCACUUAAUCAGAAUACUGCACUAUUUUCUGAUUCCAUCAGUUAGAGGACUGAGUACUGUAAAAGAUUAAUUAUUUUCAUAUUUGUAUGUUUUGUUUAUAGCUGAGUCUGUAUGCUGCUUUGCAGCUUUACAAUCAGGAUGCAGUCCUUUCUCAUUUGCUUUUUUGUAUUGUAAAUACUCAAUCGCAGUUUAAAAUCUGUUUAUAAAAUGACAUAAGCUAUAUUUGAAAUGAGUGCAUUACAUUAAUGAUGGUGACUGUUUGCUGAAAAUAUACAGAAUGCCAAAUUUCUCACAAAUUGUACAUUUAAUUGUUAGCUUAUGCGGUCAGUACAUUUUUUUUAAAUCAGCCAAUCCAACAAUAAUGGCUAUCACACACUAAAGGAAGGACAAGUGCCAAAUAAAAAACAGGUUUUUCGAGACACUAUACCCCAGGUGACACAUCGACCCAACAGCACAGCUGCUAUGGGGCUCAGGGCAAAAUGAGCAAUUAGGACGCUAAUGCCUGACCUCACUUCCUCCUAAUUUCUGUGCAGUGUGUAUGUACCCUGUCAUCCUCCGGUACCAAGUACACAGCAGACACAUGAUAACUUCAGUAUUAUUUUGCCCAGAGACCCUGAAACCAAUAAUUCAACAUCAAGUGGUACCAGGUUUGCUAUGCAGCAGUAACUGUAGUAUGUGCUUAUUUAAUUAAACAUAUUUAUUUGGGAAUGUAUUGUGUAAGCACAAUGUCCAUUGUCGUAAUAGUUAUUAUAACGUUAUUUUGACACACUCCUCCCCAAAAACAUCCAGAUUACAAAGA